Molecule: messenger RNA, 1290 nt
Organism: Peronospora matthiolae
Lineage: Eukaryota; Oomycota; Peronosporomycetes; Peronosporales; Peronosporaceae
Source: the annotation of a GenBank genome assembly
AUGCGAUGCGCGAGCAAGGCCGCCGAGAGCGCGUUCGCACGUCUCUGUGCGGACGCCGAAGCAGAAACCACAGCAACUGAUGUCUCAUCGGUUGCUAAAGCGACUCCGCCUGUGUCACUUGGUGAUGCAGGCGCUGGUCAUGAAGACACUCAUGUCUUCACAGAGUAUGAGCUCGGAGUCUCAUACUCUCCUGAUACGGAAGACGGAUCCGUAUCGACGGCGAUCGAAUCCAAGCCGCCUGCCAAGCGCGGCAUGGAUGAUGCUAUGCGUCGUAGCAUAUUUGGUUCAUCUGAUGAAUCAGAUGAACAAUCGCCGAAGCGAAGGCGCUCGAAGUCGCAAGACUCGGGCGCUCACAGUGGUGUCGUUUCUCCUAUGGACACCACUUCGCAACGAGGUGCCAGUCCUUCCGUCGACACGUCGCAGGAAGAGCGGGACCGCAAUGUGUUGCGUCUCGAUCCCGAGAAGAAGGCAUGGAUGCCUCUAAAAUCCGUCAUGGAUUACUUGUCGGCGAAGACGAGUGAUCGUUAUCGAACACGGUUGUUCGUUUCGUCAAGGAUCCAUCACCUUGACCCCAGCGCGAAAGACUAUCGCGCUGAACAUGAGUUCUUCAUCGAUGCUUUCUUUAGACAUCGAUGGUACAGUGGGAAUCACAAACGUGAUGGUCCCUCACUACUUCAGGCGUGGAACGCCUACAUCCAUAAUCUCGAGGAUGUAGGUCGUGACGCUUGGAACGACAAACUUAUCAAAGCUCGUGAUAAGUUUGAAAAGCGAACCCCGACAGGUGCACGCUACAAGCUGCAUCGUUUGUCAAGGGAGAAAGGAUUACCCUGCCUCUCUUGGGGAGACUCGUGCCCAUGUUGUGUGAACAACUCUGCACGAGCACCUGAAGAGGCUUACCUCCCUAAUAGCCCGUGGUGGCGCGUACGUAUCUCUAGUGAGAUGUACGAAGGGAUUGACAACCUGAAAUCCCUUUACGGCCGUGCCGGGAAGACUUUCUCCGGCGGUCCUUCUGCGGCACAGGAUGUGCCGCGUCGUACUGCUCAACCAGACCCAGUACGUCAAUCAUCAGUUGGGAGCGGGGCUCCCAAGAAUCCCAGGACGGGGGAUAGCCGCGCCACCGGACGAGAUAACUCGUCUGACGUCCGUUCACGUCGCGGUGGUUCAACAGCUGCUCAACUAGAUAGCGCUGGCCACCGCGAGAGUCCUCUAAUGGAGGUGGAGGAGGAGGAAAGACACUCUCACACAAUCGUGGGGAUCCGUGUGUUCCCGAUAGCUUCUUUGAUCGCGUAA